Durusdinium trenchii is the source of this 648-nucleotide messenger RNA. NCBI's taxonomy places the organism in Eukaryota, Dinophyceae, Suessiales, Symbiodiniaceae. The record is from the annotation of a GenBank genome assembly.
AUGCUCACUUGCCAAAAGCUAUUGGGUGCUCUUCGAUGCUUUUCUAGCAACCAUUCCCAUAUUGACACUCAGAUUGAUAUUCGCUUCCGGAAGGCUUCCUAUGCCAGCCGCUUACGGCAUUUGCCCAACUCCAGCACACGUGAAACUCGUGUGUACCUGGUGGACUUGGCAGGCAGUGAGCGAGCUGGCAUGCAUGCGCUAGCACCUGAACAACUGAAAGAAGGAGAGCACAUCAACCUAAGCCUCUCAGCGUUGGGGCGAGUAGUCGGUGCAUUGGCAAGCGGCAAAUGCGAGCAUGUCCCGUACCGAGACUCGGCGCUCACUUGGCUUCUGAAGGAUGCCAUCACUGGCAGCAGCGCCCGCGUGUGCAUGGUUGCAGCUGUACACCCUGCGCAUCCUGUGGAGACAGCCUCCACCUUGCGUUAUGCACGGCAGUACUCGGCGCUGCAGAGCACUACAGGAUCGCAUGCCUCUCAGCUCUCUUCUCAGGUUCGAGAUUUGCAGCGGAAAGUGGAUUCUUUACGCCAUGCCUUCGAAAAGGCUCGAUUUUGGGUUUCAGUCUUGUGGGCAAUGCAAGGCACUACUUUACAGCCAUAUGCGGCAGUUGUGCCAGAGAGGUGUUCUAACAUGAUGCAAUCCAAGACUUGA